Messenger RNA from Nipponia nippon (crested ibis), 467 nucleotides. It is a transcript of the gene OVCA2, whose product is annotated as OVCA2 serine hydrolase domain containing. Gene Ontology annotation, biological process: response to retinoic acid. Gene Ontology annotation, molecular function: hydrolase activity. Gene Ontology annotation, cellular component: nucleus; cytoplasm. NCBI's taxonomy places the organism in Eukaryota, Metazoa, Chordata, Aves, Pelecaniformes, Threskiornithidae. The record is from RefSeq and is a predicted model, not a curated record.
AGGCGGGGGAGGGGGCGGCGGCGCCGGCGGGGCUGGAGGAGUCGCUGUCGGCCGUGGCGGCGGCGCUGGCGGAGCACGGGCCCUUUGACGGGCUGCUGGGCUUCAGCCAGGGCGCGGCGCUGGCCGCCAUGGUGUGCGCCCUGCGGGCCCGCGGCGACCCCCGCUUCCCCGUGGCCUUCGCCAUCCUGGUGGCCGGCUUCGCCAGCCGAGCCCCGGCCCACGGCCACUUCUACCGGGAGCCCAUCGCCCUGCCCACGCUGCACGUCGUGGGCGAUGCUGACGCCGUCAUCGCCGCCCCCCUCAGCAGGGAGCUGGCCCAGCACUUCGUGGAGCCUGUCGUCCUCACCCACCCCGGCGGGCACUUCGUCCCGGUGGCUGCCCCGCAGAAGAAGGCUUACCUGGACUUCUUGGACCGCUUCUGCCCCGGGCGGGGACAGACUGAGCCUGUGGGGGCGGGGGCCGUUUGA